Messenger RNA from Elephantulus edwardii (Cape elephant shrew), 1875 nucleotides. RefSeq names its product prolactin receptor-like. NCBI's taxonomy places the organism in Eukaryota, Metazoa, Chordata, Mammalia, Macroscelidea, Macroscelididae. Gene Ontology annotation, cellular component: signaling receptor complex; membrane; external side of plasma membrane. Gene Ontology annotation, biological process: cytokine-mediated signaling pathway. The transcript is spliced from 8 exons. Gene Ontology annotation, molecular function: cytokine binding; cytokine receptor activity. The record is from RefSeq and is a predicted model, not a curated record. The coding region runs from base 1 to 1875 and encodes 624 amino acids.
AUGCAGGAAAAUGUGGCAUCCACAGUUGUUUUCUUUCUGCUACUCUGUUUCAACGUCACCCAUCUGAAUGGACAGUCACCUCCUGGCAAACCCAAGAUAUUGAAAUGCCGUUCUCCAGAUAAGGAAACCUUCACCUGCUGGUGGAAGCCUGGGACGGAUGGAGGACUUCCUACCAAUUACACCUUAUCUUACCACAAGGAAGGAGAUGCAAUCAUCUAUGACUGUCCAGACUACAUAACAGGAGGCCCCAACUCCUGUUACUUUAACAAGAAGUACACUUCCAUGUGGAGAGUUUACAUCAUCAAUGUCAAUGCCACUAAUGAGAUGGGAAGCAGUUCUUCAGAUCCAUAUUACAUAGAUGUGACAUACAUAGUUGAACCAGAAAGUCCUUUAAACCUGACGUUAGAAGUAAAGCAGCCAGAAGACAGAAGAUCGUAUCUGUGGAUAAAAUGGUUUCCACCAGUCCUAGCUGAUGUAAGAACUGGUUGGUUCUCACUCCAGUAUGAAAUUCGCUUGAAAACUGAGAAUGCAGCUGAGUGGGAGAAUCACUUUGCUGGUCAGCAGACUCAGUUUAAGAUCUUCAGCUUAUAUCCAGGACAGAAGUACACUGUCCAGGUUCGCUGCAAACCAGACCAUGGAUACUGGAGUGAAUGGAGUCAAGAGAGUUACAUCCAGAUACCUCUUGACCUCACCAUGUUGGAUGUAACCACGUGGGUCUUUGUGGCUGUUCUUGCUGCCGUCAUUUGUUUGAUUCUCGUCUGGGUGGUGACUUUGAAAGGCUACAGUAUGGUGACCUGCAUUUUACCACCAGUUCCUGGGCCCAAAAUAAAAGGAUUUGAUACUCAUAUGCUGGAGAAGGGCAAGUCUGAAGAACUCCUCAGCGCUCUGGGAUGUCACAACUUUCCUCCCACUUCAGAUUGUGAGGACUUGCUGGUGGAGUUUUUAGAAGUGGACGACAGUGAAGACCAGCAGCUAAUGCCAGCUCACUCGAAAGAAUAUCCCAGACAAAGUCUGAGAUCCAUUCACCUGGAUCAUGACACUGACUCUGGCCGAGGUAGCUGUGACAGUCCUUCCCUUCUGUCUGAAAAGUGUGAGGAACCCCUAGAAAAUCCCCCCAUCUUCAGCACUCCUGAGGUCAUUGAGAAGCCAGAGAAUAUUGACACAAACACUUCUUUGACCUGGCAUCCCCAGGACGUCCGCUUGGAAAGCAAAAUAUCCUAUUUUCACGAUGACGGUUUCAAAUCUUCAACAUGGCCUUUACCACAGCUACCCAGCCACCACAACCCCCGAUCUUCUUACCACAGCGUUGCAGAUGUGUGUAAGCUGGCUGUGGGCUCUGUGAGUGCAACCACCAGUUUGUUGAACCAAGCAGAAGAGGCUGAAACAGCCUCUCAAACCACUGAGACUGGAGGGGAGGAAAAGAUAGACAAGGAAAAGGAGGUGGAAAGUGUCUGUUCGAAAACUGAUCAAGACCCAGAAUGUCUGCUGCUCCAGCAGAAAACCCCUUUCCAAUCUGCAAAACCCUUGGAUUAUGUGGAAGUUCACAAGGUCAACAAAGACGGUGCACUAACAUUGUUGCCAAAACAUGAGAACAGCGACCAAACAGCGAUGGCCAGCACUCUGGAGGUCAGUAAGGAGUAUGCUAAGGUGUCCGGUGUGAUGGAUCACAACAACAUCUUGGUUUUAGUGCAAGACAGCCAAGCUCCAGUCAGGGCCUUAUUGGAAGAGCCAACCAAGAAUAGCCCUCUACAACAUCCACAGAAUCAAGUCGAGAAAAACCAGGCCUGUUUCCCUGUGACACCAAAUAACUGCAGACUCCAGUUAGGGGGUUUGGAUUACCUGGAUCCCACAUGUUUUAUGCACUCCUUUAACUGA